Molecule: messenger RNA, 672 nt
Organism: Prunus armeniaca (apricot)
Lineage: Eukaryota; Viridiplantae; Streptophyta; Magnoliopsida; Rosales; Rosaceae
Source: the annotation of a GenBank genome assembly
AUGGGGAACACAAUUGGAGGAAGAAACAAAGCAAAGGUGAUGAAGAUCAGUGGGGAAACCUUCAAGGUCAAAACCCCAAUAAGAGCAUGGGAUGUGGUGAAGGACUAUCCAGGCCAUGUGCUUUUGAACUCAGAAGCUGUAAAGCACUUUGGUGUGAAAGCAAAGCCAUUGGAACCGCAACAAGACCUAAGGCCCAAGAAAAUAUACUUCCUAGUACAACUGCCAAAGUUUCCAGAGGAAGAGAAACAAGUGCCAAGAAGAGUGCGUUCAGGCAUUCAAGUGAGUGCCAAGGAUAGGCUUGAGUGCCUGAUGCUGUCUCGAAGGUCAGUUUCGGACCUUACGAGUGUCCGAGCCGCGUCGGCCGGCUCUGAAGGUCCGGUUAGGAUGAAGGUGAGGGUGCCGAGGGCUCAAAUGGUAAAAUUGGUUGAAGAGAGCAAUGAUGACGCAGAAAUUGCUGAGAGGAUUAUAGAGCUUUAUAUGGCUAAUAAUGGUGGGAAGGUGGAUGCGGACAUGGUGGAGGAGGAGGGUGAACAAGGUGUCUUGCAGCAGCGGAAAGUGGCCGGCCAUGGUGGCAUCAGAGUCAAAGAGAACCUCAAGCCGCGGCAUGAGAAGCGAGUGAGUUUUGUUCCUAUGGAAGAAGGAGAAAUUCGUUUAGAUACAGCUCCUCAAUAG